Molecule: messenger RNA, 2543 nt
Organism: Vollenhovia emeryi
Lineage: Eukaryota; Metazoa; Arthropoda; Insecta; Hymenoptera; Formicidae
Product: transmembrane protease serine 7-like
Exons: 10
Coding region: 248-2293 (681 amino acids)
Biological process (GO): proteolysis
Cellular component (GO): plasma membrane
Molecular function (GO): protein binding; G protein-coupled receptor activity; serine-type endopeptidase activity
Source: RefSeq, a predicted model, not a curated record
UCUGCGUUGUGAGAAGGACAACUUUUAGAAAUAAUAAUCACUUCUCUGUAGUGAUGAUCGCAUUUACAGCACUGAUAAUGAUCCUCGGUACGUUUGCAUAUAAUAAAGUUGAUCGUAGUGAUUGCAUUAAAUCGAGGAUAUUUAAUCUCGACGUAUCACAGAGGGAUUUAAUAGGAUAUGCGUUACCACGGAAGAGAAUAGCCAAGUGUAUUCAUCAUUGACAUUUAUUUGCGUGGACGGCACCGUAAUGCCAUUAGCGAACGUUUGCGAUGGUAUCCCUCAUUGUCCAGACUCGUCGGACGAAGUCGGAACACUGUGCCGUCACGUUGUAUGCCCCACGUCUAUGUACAGAUGCAAUUACGGUGCCUGCGUGAGUCGCACGGCGCGAUGCGACGGUCUAGCGGAUUGUGUGGACGCUAGCGACGAGAUCGCUUGUGACCGAGAUGCCAAGGACGUUUGUUCCGACAGAGAUUUCCAGUGUUCUGCCGCUUAUCACGAGUGCAUACCUAUCGCCGAGGUGUGCAACGGCUAUAAAGAUUGUUCGGACGGGAGCGAUGAAAAUGCGACCAUCUGCCGCGAAUACACGUGUCCCGAGCACACGUUCCGCUGUUCGUACGGUGGUUGCGUCCACCAGGAAGUGCUCUGCGACGGUGUUAAGGAUUGCGUCGACGGCACCGACGAAGACUCGAGCACGUGCGCGGUUGUCGAUUGCGAAGGUCAGGAGUGCCCACAAUACGAGUGCCGAGACCAAGAAUUCGCAUGCGAGAACAGACGGCAGUGCCUACCGUUAGCCAAAGUGUGCGACGGCACUCGGCACUGCGCAGACGCAUCUGAUGAAAGUACAAAGUUGUGCGAAGCGUAUGAGUGUCCUGAGAAUUGGUUCCGCUGCUCCUACGGCGGAUGCAUUCGGCCGGAGCUGAAAUGUAACACCCGACUUAAUUGUCACGACUGGAGCGACGAGGACGAGUCUCUGUGCGGGAUAACGUUGCCCGAAGGCGCGUGCCGAUUGCCCCCCGCAGAAGCGGGGACCCAUUACAGCGUGAGCGGAUGCUCCAGGUGUCGGCCGGGCGAAGUUGUCCCCGAGCUCACGCGCCUGGACUACGCCUGUGACGUCGAGGGUUCCCUGCAAGGCGCCAGUGAGAUUUAUUGCCAGCAUAAUCGGUGGUUCCCCGGUAUCCCGAGUUGUACCUUCAGAAAUGACACGGAAGGAAUAACGUGCCCGGCACUGUCUGAGGCACACGAUGCGAUUAGACGAUGCGAGGCGAUGUGGGGUCCUCACAAGGGGUGGCUGCCUUGCGAUCGAGCCCUCCCGGUUGGCACACGGGUUUUCCUCGAAUGCCCGGCAUUUUACGAGCGUAGCAAAGGAUCUUCCAGCGUCAUGUGCCUUCACGAUGGCACGUGGAGCCAGUCGCUUUUGAGUUGUACUCCUAUCUGCGGGGUGAGAGACUCUACAGCGGCAGCAUUGAUCGUAAAGGGAUGGCGUGUCGAGGGUGAAGAGUCGCUGCCGUGGCAAGCCACUCUCUUCUCGCACGAAGAUGGCCAAUGGAGAUUCUUUUGCGGUGGCACGUUGAUUGCGGAGCGCGUUGUGUUAACUGCCGGCCACUGCGUUUGGAAGACCGCGGCAGACACGAUGCGCGUCGCUUUCGGGAUUCUCUCGAGUGACUUGAGUCAAGUAGGAGAAAACGCGCAGGUGAUCGAUGUGGAGAGCAUCGAGCUGCAGAACGCGUAUCAAGAUCACGAGAGUAACUACGGCUCGGACAUCGCGUUGCUGAUUUUGAAGAGAGCCGUGGCUAUCAACUCGGUUGUCGGACCAGCUUGCGUUCCCUGGCAUUCCGAUGCAAUAUUACUGGAAUAUCAGCGGAACGGUGGGCUUGGAUUAGUUGCCGGUAUGGGACUGACGGAGAACGACACGUUCAGUCCAGUCUUGAGGGUAACUACAAUGAAAAUCAUUUCUGACGACGAGUGUCGUCAAAAUCAGAACAGAGAUUUUCGAAAAUACGUAACUUACACUUCCUUUUGCGCCGGAUGGGCGAAUGGUACUGGGGUAUGUAACGGAGACAGUGGCGGCGGUUUGGUGCUGCAGCGGCCGGAUUCUAGUGUUUGGGAAGUUCACGGAGUUGUAUCCGUCAGCCCACGGAGAUUGGAUACCAACGUAUGCGAUCCAAACUUCUAUGCUGUUUUUACGAAGGUUUCUAUGUACACCAACUGGAUUCAUGAGGUGAUCGAGAGCAUACCUAUAAUCGGCAUAUCUGACUUUAAUCGACAACCGAAUAGAGAUAACAUUGUUGUUUAAAGACUUCAAAGAAUCACAAACUAAAACGAUUUCAAUUGUAAUAUAUAUUUGAAUAAAACUAAACCAUAAAUGUAUUUAUUAUACAUGUAUAUUAAAAUGGCCUAGUUUACAUCGUGCACUUGAUACGCGUAUCAAGUAGUGUAUUUGAGCUGAUCAGCCAAUGAUUAAACUGACUACUAGUUAUUUACUAUUUGAUACGCGUACCAAGUGAUCGAUGUAAACUAGGCCAAUAUGUAUAAUUAGAAAAAUU